This is a messenger RNA of Colletotrichum gloeosporioides, 942 nucleotides long. RefSeq lists its product as uncharacterized. The transcript is spliced from 2 exons. The record is from RefSeq and is a predicted model, not a curated record. The coding region runs from base 1 to 942 and encodes 313 amino acids. Lineage: Eukaryota; Fungi; Ascomycota; Sordariomycetes; Glomerellales; Glomerellaceae.
AUGUCUUCUUUGAGGGUCGGUGUGAUCGGCGCAACGGGGAUGACGGGGUCUCAUGCGACCGUGGAGUUGAUCAACAGAGGGCACCAUGUUGUUGGGGUAUCGAGAGACCCUUCAAGGUUGGGGAAGCACGAGCUCUAUGAGCCCAGAAGCAUCGACCUCGGCAGCUCGGACGUCUUGGACAUAUCAAAACAACUCUAUGGAUUGGAUGUAGUUGUCAACGCCUAUGGGCCCCACAGCCAGCUUGGAUCAUCUUUUGCUUACAGGUCGUUUGUUGAAAUGACGCGCAAAAUAUUGCUUGCUGCAAGAGAGGCCCACGUACCAUACUUCGUCAUGGUCGGGGGAGCUGGUAGUCUGGAGAUACCGGAUAAGCCUUACAUGACGGCUGCCGACGAUGCGAGGUUCUUCACAGCGUACGGCAGAGCAAUGCUAGCCAGCGAGGCCUACAUAAUGCACUGCCAAGACUGGGCAGGAGACUUUGCGACAAGGUUACGGACAGCUCGCGAUGCGUGGCUUGCAGAACGAGAUGGGAAGGGAACCGAGGCGACGAAGAAGGUUCUAGAGGACAUGGAGAAGACCAUGGCGGAUAUGAACAGCCAAGGGGUGGACUUCAUCACAGGGGCUCGCGCCACGUAUAUGUUCUUUGACGGCAACACGUCUUUCAAGUGGACAUACAUAGCUCCUCCACCGCUAUAUCGGCCUGGGACAAGGACCGGACUGUACACGGUUGAGCUCGACAGGAUGCCCCUUCAGCUUCAGAAAGGUGCGGAAAGCGGUGAUAGCUUUUCGAUAUUUGAUGGGCGUUUGCAGAGCAUCUCGGUUCCAGAUAUGGCAGUUGCUAUUGCAGACGAGGUUGAGCAACAGACUAAGGUUUGGAAGCACUGGUGUCCGUAUACAUAUGGUCUUGAUGACAGGCCUGGUCCAACUUAUGUCACACUUACAUAG